Molecule: messenger RNA, 948 nt
Organism: Hydatigera taeniaeformis
Lineage: Eukaryota; Metazoa; Platyhelminthes; Cestoda; Cyclophyllidea; Taeniidae
Source: the annotation of a GenBank genome assembly
AUGUAUUUUCUAACAGUUUCCGGAACCUCUGUGCCAUCUGGUAAUAGGGAUCCCUUCAUAGAACACCCAAGUCAGCAACUUUUGCGUCAGCGUGGCUUCACCUUCCACCGCUACAACAAAUUUCGUGCGGCCUGCCUCCGCGACCGCGAAUUAUAUGGAAAGGGUAAAUCUCAGGAAAUGAAUACGCUCUAUCGAUUUUGGUCGUUCUUCCUACGCGUAAAUUUCAAUCGUACAAUGUACAGAGAAUUUCGCCGCUAUUCAACAGAGGAUGCUUUAUACGGCUCCCGUUAUGGAAUUGAGUGCCUUUUUCGGUUCUACAGCUAUGGUCUUGAGCUACGAUUUAGGCAAGACCUUUUCAAUGACUUUCAGGAAGAAACAUUGAAAGAUUAUGAAUCACGACAUCUAUAUGGUUUGGAGAAAUUUUGGGCUUAUCUUCACUACAGCAAAAAUCGCGUCGAUGUUAAUCCAAAGUUAUCCCAAAUACUUGAAAAGUACAAAACUCUGGAGGACUUCAGAGUAAACUUUCAACCGCCUGAUGGUUUUUUCGUAGCUAGAAGUCGUCGAAGAACACAAUCGGAAACGCUAACCACUGGCAAUGCCCUCGUCCUUACCCCCGAGUUGCUCACCCAUCGCCUAUCGGGACUGCCUGCGGGUGGGUCUUCAAAAGAGUCGUCAUCGGAAUCUGAACCCGAGGAGACAAAUAAGACGCGUGAAAUAGUAACUGUGCCAACAGCUACAGCCGCAGCAAUAGCAAAGCCAAAUUCGGAGAAGUUGGAGUCAUUGCAGGCAGAGGAGCAAAGCAAGUCCGUAGAAGAGUCGAACUCUGAAGCCCAAACUCAUUCGCGUUCUAAAAAUGCGCACUUAUCCCAAAACGUGAAAAAGAAGCCUCACACGCUAAAUAAAAGCAUGACUCCAGCAAAGUCACAACUUAAGGAACAGAAAUUUUGA